Syzygium oleosum is the source of this 1198-nucleotide messenger RNA. RefSeq lists its product as uncharacterized. NCBI's taxonomy places the organism in Eukaryota, Viridiplantae, Streptophyta, Magnoliopsida, Myrtales, Myrtaceae. The transcript has 5 exons. Bases 42 to 965 code for a protein of 307 amino acids. The record is from RefSeq and is a predicted model, not a curated record.
UGAGGGGGAGGGAGGGGGACCGAAAGGGACAGAGGUUUCUGAUGGAGAGGAGCACUCCGGUGAGGAAGCCCCACACUUCGACGGCGGAUCUGCUGACGUGGUCCGAGGCCCCCCCGCCGGCGCCGGCGGACUCGGCCCGACCCGGGUCCGGCCAAUCUCGCCCCGGCGCGCGUCCCCAUCAGCCGUCGGAUGGGAUCAGCAAGGUGGUGUUCGGAGGUCAGGUGACUGAUGAAGAAGUUGAGAGCUUGAACAAGAGGAAACCGUGUUCGGGUUACAAAAUGAAGGAGAUAACUGGAAGUGGCAUCUUUUCGGGUAGUGAAGAAAAUGAUCCGUCAGAGUCUGGCAAUACUACUCCAAACAGCAGAACAGGAAUCCGAAUGUACCAGCAAGCCGUUGCUGGAAUCAGUCACAUCUCCUUUGGGGAGGAAGAGAGCGUUUCUCCGAGAAAACCUACUACUCUGCCUGAGGUUGCGAAACAACGCGAAUUGAGUGGGACGCUGGAAAGUGAGUCGGACGGGAUGUUGAAAAAGCAGAUCUCUCAUGCUAAGACCAGAGAGCUUAGUGGGCAUGACAUAUUUGCACCUCCUCCUGAAAUCUUGCCCAGGACGGUGCCUUCACGCUCACCCGCAAUGCAUCAAGACAUGGAAGAACCUGCACCACGUAAUUUACGCACAUCUGUCAAAGUUUCUAAUCCCGCUAGAGGACAGAGCAAUUUAAUGUCCACUGAGGAACCUGUGCUGAAGACGGCGAAGAAGAUCUAUGACAAGAAAUAUACUGAACUUUCAGGAAAUGACAUCUUCAAGGGUGACGUGCCUCCAUCAUCUGCGGAGAAACCACUAAGUGGGGCGAAACUGCGCGAGAUAAGUGGCAAUGACAUUUUUGCUGAUGGUAAGGUAGAAUCUCGGGACUACCUGGGCGGCGUGCGCAAGCCACCUGGCGGUGAGAGCAGCAUCACAUUGGUUUGAUAAGAUAUGACUCGGACCAACUAUUUCACGUAAUAGUCUUGUGUCUGGAUUUUCGUUUGGUUCUCACUGUGAACAUGUUCUGGUAUUACUCUCCUUUCAUUAAGUUCAUCAAGGGAUAAGGCAAACCUCGUUCCAGUAUUUAACAUGAUUGGCUAGAGAUGUGACCAAUGUGCUAAUUGGCACUAUGUAUUCAUACUUGUGUCUGGUUUAGCGAUUGUCCUAAUCUUCUGCAA